GUGCAGUGACCACAGUGAGGACGUUGCCGGGCCUAAUCCUCCCCGAACGGGAGCGGGUGCUUUGUUUACCCACCUUCCGUGGUUCCGAGUUUCGUGCGUUGCCGGAAUCGACUCUGGCCAAUGCUACCGACGGGUACGCACCCGGGUGCACCUUCCGACAGCAGGACCAACGACGUCGGAACAAGUGGCGGCACUACGAUGUCUGGUAGCUCGAUAGACAACCGCAUCACGAUGAUGGAAAGGCUGAUCCAAACCCCGACGCCCCGUACGACUCCGACACCCACACUGUCACUUCCGAUCUCAUCGCAGUCCCCGGGGAACCGCUUCAAUCGUACGGGAAGUGGUGGUAUGGGCGGUGGAGCUGGACCCAAUAGACCAUCGUUGGAUCUCAACCUACCCAUCGUUUCUGGGACGCGCCGGAGCGAAUCUGAGCUCAAGUUCCAGAAAAUUGUAGAGAAGAGCGGACAUCUCAAGAUAAAUGACAAAAGCUAUCGAACGCAGCUGAGCGAUCUGGAGGAUUUGGGCGAACUCGGGAACGGAACCAGCGGUCAUGUUGUCAAGAUGCGUCACAAUCCCAGCGGAUCGAUCAUUGCUGUUAAGCAAAUGCGACGCACCGGAAACGACGAAGAGAACAAGCGAAUCAUCAUGGAUCUGGACGUAGUGCUGAAGUCGGAAAACUGCAAGUAUAUCGUCAAGUGCCUGGGCUGCUUUAUCACCGAUGCGGACGUGUGGAUCUGCAUGGAACUGAUGACGACGUGCUUCGACAAGCUGCAGAAAAAGUCGAAGAAGCCGGUUCCGGAGGAAAUCCUCGGCAAGGUGACGGUGGCGACGGUUCGCGCCUUGGCUUACCUCAAGGACAACCAUCGCGUGAUCCACCGGGAUGUGAAGCCCUCGAACAUACUGAUCGAUGACCGGGGCAACAUCAAGUUGUGCGAUUUCGGCAUCAGUGGUCGGCUGGUGGAUUCGAACGCUCGGACUCGUUCCGCCGGGUGUGCUGCAUACAUGGCGCCUGAAAGAAUCGAUCCAGCCAAGACGGUGUACGACAUCCGAGCGGACGUGUGGUCACUCGGAAUCACGCUGGUCGAACUGGCGACGGGUGUGUUUCCCUAUCGCGGAUGUGUGACCGAUUUCGAGGUGCUCACACAGGUGCUCACCUCCAAUCCACCACGCUUGCCCGAGGACCAGAACUUCAGUCCCGAGUUCCGCGAUUUCGUGCUGCGCUGUUUGCAAAAAGACUACCAGGCGCGCCCGAAGUACCCGGAUCUGUUACGUCACGCGUUCCUGCAACGUGCGGAGCACGACAGCAACAUCAACGUGGGCGAGUGGUUCCGCAAUGUGGCCAUCAAUUGCGGCAUACAGCUCACCAGCCCCCAACCGCCUGCUGCAACGGGCUCGACUAGUGCGGCUGCUUCGGUUGCUUCACCGCAAACCUGGACCGCGUCGUCGGAACAAACCAGAAUACCGACCCCGCUGGGAAGCUUGACCGAAGCAGUCCAGGCGCAAUCGAAUCAGCAAAAGCAAACCAUCGCCAUCGCCGCCUCGUCCAUACCGAUCAAGUCCACCGCAACGAUCCUUACGCCGCACAUUGCCAACGAAGCCCCGACCAACGUCGGCCACGGCCAGCAGCGUCCGCAGCAACAUCAACACCAGGUUCUCCAGAGCAAGCUUAGCAAUAUCAGUCUAGCGUCCUCGUCCUCGUCUUCAUCGGCAGCCGUUGCGGCGGCAGCGGCCCUUCCGCCACCAUCCUACACAACUACCUCGUCUUCCUCUCCCGCCGGCUUCGAUCCUCGCCGAUCGCCCUCUCCCCAGGCCCUCUACCUAGCGAAAAUGCAGCCAAAAAGUGCCAUUACUAGCACCAGCGUACCUAUAGCAACGGGCGGCGUCAGCUCAAGCCCAGGUCUCGAACGGAACGGUUCCCUCGGUCCGCCGGUGGACACGGCGCGCAAGUACAAACACUCACCCUUCCUGACGCGCCGUACGGCCUCCGAAUACGGUAGUGGCAGCCCAAAGAAGGAGUCCACCUUGAGCAGCUUGGGACAGAGCAUCUUCAAGAACCUGACGACGUCACCGUUCGCACAGCGGAAAUCGGCCCUUCAGCCCGGGGAACCGAAGCUCACGGUGUGCUUCUCGUCCGGAUGUCCAUCACCUCCGGUACCGGUGGCAUCGACGGCGAUCUACGCCAACGGAGCGGCACCCGGAAGUGGCCCAUCCUCGCCGCUGCUCGUGCUCAGAAAGGCCCCGGAAGCAGCACCGGAAGCGGAUACUCAGUACAAACACCUCCAAGGAAAUACUAGUCCAAUUGUUCUUCAGCGAUUCUACCAUCAGCAGAAUCAACUGAUGGAGCAGCAACGGGAAGCGCUUCACCAUCAUCACCAACAGCAACAUCAGCAGCAGCAGGCCGCCGUUUACGGGUUCCCUUCUUCUCCGCCGAUCGCAACCAGUGGGGUGAGUGAUGCGUCGCCUCGUGCGAUUCGCUACAGCCCACUGCCUUCCCAUCGAACCGUACAUCACGGCGUACAUCCCGUGCUGGGAACGUCCACGAUACACCAAAGUGCGAUCCCGCUCUACACGCAUCACGAACCGGGUCAUCCGAUGGUGGCGCCACCUUCCGGGAUUCCGGUGUACCAGCAACAGGCCGGCGGAAGCACUGCGAGCCCCAAACACAAGCCAACGUCCUCCUCCUUCUUUAACACGUUCAGCCGUGGCAUGAAGAGUGCCGGCCGCAGUGAUAAGGUGAUCGAUCGAGGUGGCACGUUACCCACAUCCGAUCGUGUGCAUUAUGCGCCCACGGCCAACCCAACGGUGUACUCUCAUGGACCGACGAAUGUCCUGCACCGGCACGGAGCACUUGGGACAACGACGACGGUCAGCAACGGAGGGAUGGUACCGGAUGGCGUCAAGGAGGAAACAGGUUGGUUGAAUUCCUUUGCAGAUAUUGCCAAGCGGAAGUUCGCCUCGUUCGUGAAGCUUAACCUCAACAACAGCGGUAGCCCCGGUGCCGGUGGAACCACCACGAUCGGGGACAAACGUACGCUCAAGGAGAAACACCUCCAGCACCAGUUGCAACAGCAGCAGCAACAACAACAGCAUCAGUUUACGCAGCAAAACCCAUUCGAUCCGUCCACCGGACCAACCGGGGGACUGAUGUAUGGGACCACGAGUGCGUACGGUGCUGGUCCAUCACCGGUGACCGGAAUGGUGCAGCCUCCGUCGGCGAUUCCAGCCAUGACGCACGUGCUCAGCAGUUCCUCUGCCGCCGAUCGACGCCACCGCAGUCCAGAUCCGCCUCCAAGGUUAAACCGAGGUCAGUCACCGUUGCUGCUGCAGCGCAAACUGGAACAACUUGGACACACAGGCUCGCCGUUGCUGAACAGGAGACCGUUCACCUCUACCUCCCCAUCACCACCGCUGCCACCCCGUCGAGGCUCCGAAAGCGUGCCGGGAUCACCGCAGCAUGUACGAACGCGAAUCAACUUCACACCGGAACCGCACCGUCGGCCAUACCGCACCACGAUCGAUCAAUGAGUGGGACUGCAAAUCCUUGCCAUGUGAUCAAGGUACACCUUUCUCGAGUAGGCAGGAUCGUCGUGGCGGGAACCGCGCGCCACCACCGUCAGGUUGGGAUUUUGGAGAGCGAGUUUUUUAGGGGGGAAAUCGAGACGCGCGAACCCCGAGAAAGGAGACGACCAGACGACGAACGAACAAAACACAUACACAAACACACUCACUCGAAACGAAAGUCACCUCACAUUUUCCCGAAACUCUCGAAGCGAAAUGUACACACACACAUAUGCGAAAUGCGCAUGCUAGAACCCGUGGGGAAUCCACGGGCGCUGUAGUUUGUAGGUUAGAAAGUUUAGAAAUUUUGCCACCACCCGCUCUCUCCGCCACACGGGGGAAGGUUUUGGUCGGUGGCAGCCAUUGUGAUUGUACGCGAAAACGCCUACCACCACCCUUCGGUAGAUGCUUCCGGUUUGUGUGUUGUUGUUUAUAUGCAUACGUGUAUAUCCAUCGAUAUAUAUAUAUAUAUAGACAUAUAUAUAUCUAUAUAUUUUUCUCUCUAAUUCCCAUUUCCCCCGUGGUUUCGGCUACGGCUACGGGACUAGAACGAUUUUACUUUUCGCGUUUGUUUGCGCAUACGCUUCCGCUUUUGGCGAUGUUUCCAAAUUAAUACCUCACAAAUGUAUAUGAUAAUCAGAGAACGAUAGGGCGACAGAGAUAAAGAAGAAAGAGAGAGAGAGAGAUAGAGAAUGGUGUGUGCGCACUUGUGUUCCCCCGGCGUGUGAUGUGGAUGUGCCGGGGUUCCCGAAGUGUCCUUUACGCUUAGAUUGCGCAAAACAAAACAAAAAUCCCGACCCCACUAGGGGCGAUAAGGUUUAUAGCUUUCUUUUUCGUUUAAGUAAAGUUCACAAACUCUCUGACAUGCUCAACUGCGAGAGGGGGGAAACAGACGCAUUAGAAACACGGCACGCAUUUUUGCAUAUACAUACAGGCUACGCUGUACAUUUGUCUGUGAUUUGUGGUUUUGCGAAUUAGCCUACAGAAAGCUUCUAGCGCUUAUACUGAAAGAUUCUAACGAUAACAUUCUCCCGUACGCAAUAAAACCGUUCAGCUUGGUUUGGUUUGCCACUUUUCGUGUCGUUUCUUGUCCUGCAGACGCGAUUGCAGGCUCCAGCACAAAGUGUUAGAAUUAGAGACGCGAUUUGCAAACUAUUUCAGUUGGAAUUCGAUCGCAGGAGGCUAUAUUGCUUUCAUCUCGUGAUCGAGGGUUUCCUCGACUUGGUGCUUUGGUCGCCCUUGGUAACGCGCUAGGGAGUGUCACCUUGGUUGCUAGGAUUGCUACUGUUUCCUUUUUUCGUUGCUGUGUUGCAAUGCUUUGCGUUUUUGAGUUACCUUAUUUUUUUCUUUUUUGAACUCUUCGGAAACAAUAGACUGGGGUCAGUUUGUGUCCCCGUUGAGCGAUUCCGUCACUUUUUGUUGCUUGCUGCACGAAGCUUUGUGAUGGAAGGCAACCGUUGGAAGCCACUGAAUCCGUCUUCCCACGCUGCUCACUUGUGCUUUUGCUAAAAUCGUUAAAAGGACAUAAAAAAGAAACGCCAUAGUAGGCGACGAAGGUACCAUACUGCUGGCUCUCACACACUACACUGUUUGCAAUAUGGUUAAACCCUAACCCUAUCCUAUCCGCUGCCGUUGCUCGGGCGAGAUAAAUUAUUACACGUACACGCUGCCAAAAAUUAGCCCGCGUUAUUACCGCGCAAUUAGGUCGCACUCACUCUAAUCCGCCGUUGCGCCGGUCGGGUAAAGGGGGGUCGGUGGACGAAGGUGAACAGAGGUUUUUCAAUAUUUAACGAAUUAUUACAAUUCAAGCGUUCAUAAUCAAACAUAAGCCAACAGCAAAGCUCUCGCCCAUCAGCCCUUACAUACAUUAGGAUCAAUUGUAUCGCGUACACAGUGUGGAGGAUCAUUCAGAGGACGAAAUCGGAAGUUGUGUGAAAGAGAAACAGGGGGUUGGGAGGCAUACGUUUGUAGUUCGCGAGAGUGACAGAGAGAGAGAGAGAGAGAGAGAGAGAAAGGAAGUGUGCGGUGGUAUUGUGCAAGCGAAAAAAAAAUCGAUAAAAACGGCAAAACCGAACGAGAAAAAAUAGUCAUUUAUUAUUAUAUAUUAUUAUAUUACGAUAUACUAUUAUUAUUAUUACCUUAAACUAUUGACGAAACGAAAGAAUGUGAGCGAGAGCUGGUGACACCACUCUAGAAGACAGAGAAGAGCGAAAGAGAGAAAGAGAUUAGGAGAACAAGACGUUUAGGAGUGAUUAUUUAUGAAACAAACACGAAAAUAGGACGCAGAAUGGAAAACAGUGUGAUGUAAAAUGGAACGGAUAGGGAAUAGGUGUGAAAGAGAUGGAAAAACGAAAGCAAAAAGAUAAGGGAAAGGAAAAACUUCACACACACACACACAUACAUCCACACAAAAACAGUCUAAAUAGGUGAAACGAGAAGAGACAGUUAAUUUUGUAAGCUGCGCAAAAGGAUAGGAUGAAGCUAAAAAUAAAGAGAGAAAAAAACAGAUCA
Molecule: messenger RNA, 6069 nt
Organism: Anopheles nili
Lineage: Eukaryota; Metazoa; Arthropoda; Insecta; Diptera; Culicidae
Product: dual specificity mitogen-activated protein kinase kinase hemipterous-like
Exons: 9
Coding region: 121-3525 (1134 amino acids)
Biological process (GO): protein phosphorylation
Molecular function (GO): ATP binding; protein kinase activity
Source: RefSeq, a predicted model, not a curated record